Messenger RNA from Centropristis striata (black sea bass), 1270 nucleotides. RefSeq names its product probable gluconokinase. The record is from RefSeq and is a predicted model, not a curated record. Gene Ontology annotation, molecular function: gluconokinase activity. Lineage: Eukaryota; Metazoa; Chordata; Actinopteri; Perciformes; Serranidae. The coding region runs from base 335 to 892 and encodes 185 amino acids. The transcript is spliced from 6 exons. Gene Ontology annotation, cellular component: cytoplasm.
AAAACACAACCUGCAGCCGAACCGCUUCAAAGUGGGAUAUAUUAAAUCACCUCUUCUAUACACAAGCGUAACUAGUACAGCCAGCAAGAUACAUGGACUUAUUAAGUGUUUGUUAUGGUCAAUGUUUUACCUGUUAGAAGAUUUUUGAUUUGCUAUAAGUUCUUAUUGUUUUAAGAUGUUUCCGAAUCAGAAGUAAUGAAAUAUGCUUAUUGGUAGGCUAAAGCUUCACCUGUACAGGGGUUUCAUACUAAUUAACAACUGUAUGAGUGUGAUCUCCGCAGCUACGGAAGUCCGACCAGUUUAUUAUCAAGGUGUCUGAAGAUCCACAGGCAGGAUGAUCUACAUCAUAAUGGGAGUUUCAGGCUGUGGAAAAAGCACCUUAGGGGCCUUCCUCUCAGAAAAGCUGGGCUGGCCGCUGCAUGAAGGAGAUGACUUCCACCCACAGGGGAAUAUUGAGAAGAUGGCUCGUGGUGAGCCGCUCACGGACCAGGACAGAUUGCCUUGGCUUCUCAAACUACAUGAAGUUAUUGAGAGAGUAAGGUGUUCAGGCUCUGAUGCUCUCGUGGUGUGCUCCGCCCUGAAGCGCCUGUACAGACAGAUCCUGCUCUACGGCUCCAAAGCCCUCCCUUCCCACCAAGAUAUCCUGCCUCCAACCUGUCCUGAUGUCUUUUUUCUCUUCCUCCAUGGUGACUAUGAUCUCAUUCAACAGAGGAUGGUGGCCCGGAAGGGACAUUACAUGAAAGCAGACUUGCUGCGCUCCCAGUUUGAUGUUUUAGAGCCUCCGUCAGAUGAGGAGAAUGUGUUGCCACUGGACAUCAGGUGGAGCAUCACUGACAUGUCCACGGAGGUCGAGAAGCACAUCGUCAGCCUCAGGUCGUCACCAACACCUUAAAACCUGAUGAUCCCAGCCGUCAUCACUGUCCUUAAUUAUAGCUGCCUCUGUUUUACAGUUCCAGUCAUGGUAUGGGUAUCAUAUGAAACUACUGAACCAAACGUACCUAAUGACUCCAUUGGUGCCCACCAUGGCACAAUAUCUUUGGAGACGGAAAAACUGACACAGCCAUUUACAGAGGGGUCCCUUGAUCUCUGACUUCAAGAUAUCUGAAGUCAGAUCUGGGUUUUCGUGUGAAUGAGAUAUAAAUCAGACAUUAGACAUUUUAGUGGACACAAGCAUUUAAAUAUAUUGUGGAAAUUAGCUGUUGAGCUUAUGAAGAGAUUUUGGUAGAAAGGUAAAACUUUGCAUUUUAAAGAUUAAACAUUUUACAAAUUG